This is a messenger RNA of Schistosoma turkestanicum, 1547 nucleotides long. The record is from the annotation of a GenBank genome assembly. Lineage: Eukaryota; Metazoa; Platyhelminthes; Trematoda; Strigeidida; Schistosomatidae.
AAAUCUUAUUCAUAUUAGCAUUAGAAUUUUAUCCUUAUUACCCUUAUUACUCUUCUUAUUGCAACUAACUAAUCUCCGUUCUGGUAAUGUGACGGCUGCCGAUAUCCUGAAACAAACGUUUUCUUCGAACCUCGAGACAUACAAACUCACAACCAACUGCCAACUGACUAGAAUUAGACAGUCGAGUGGCUAGACCUCUAUCCAUUGGACAUUACCGAACACCUAGAACCGUACCGAAAGAACAAGAAUCGAGCGCGAAGAAAUCAAAUUGGUGUACGCUAUCUCGUGAAAAAGAUAUUGGAUAUUGAAUUGAAAGGCGCUUGGUAUAGACUGUGGCGUUGACGUGCUCGUAAUUAAGCGGCAAUUCGGAUUUGGUAUGUCUCCCGAUGCAUUUCAGAAAGAUGUAGCUCAAUACGGAGAUUGCGUUAUAAUUGAUUUGGGGAAAUUCAAGAAUCUAACUACAAUACUCAAGAAGGGUGAUGUGUUGCAGACACGUUUUGGAGCAAUGAAACAUGAUGAUUGUGCAGGAAAAAAGUAUGGAUCAAAGAUUCAAACGUCUCGUGGAUAUGUGCACAUAUUAGCAUUAAGUCCAGCGCUAUGGUCAGAAACACUGCCUCAUCGAACCCAAAUAAUCUAUCCAUGUGAUGCUAGUUUAAUUGUCGGGGGAUUAGAUUUGAACCCUGGCAAGUGGGUGUUCGAAGCUGGGACAGGUAGCGGAUCUUUGACACACUUCUUAGCUCAAGCUGUAUUACCCCAUGGUCAUGUCCAUACGUUCGAUUUUCAUAGUGAACGUGUUGAAUUGGCGACUAAAGAAUUCACUUCACAUUCACUUGGACAUGUUGUGAAGGUUAGUAACCGUGAUGUUUGUAAUGAAUAUUUUCCAUCGGUUGGAAAUGAAUUAAAUCCAAAUGGUGUAGAUGCUGUUAUUCUGGAUUUGCCAAGACCAUGGGUGGUUAUUCCACAUCUUGUAUUUACUUUCCGGCCUGAUUCAAUUGGCCGUGUCUGCUUAUUCUCACCUUGCAUCGAACAAGUUCAGCGAUCCUGUACAGCUUUACUAGAAUCAGGUUUCGAACAUAUAAGUACAGUCGAAUGCUUGGAAAGGGAAUAUGAUGUGUCGCGAACAACGUUGAAUGUUCCAAAUAUGGGGCAGGGAAAUGCUUCCAUUUGGCUCCAGAAUGGUUUCAAUGAAUAUAUGAGUUCAGUUUCGAAAUUCGAUAAACAUCUGCUUCCUCCUCCUAAAAAAUCGGAAACGGAAAUUCUUCCUUGUAAACGUAGUUAUCCAAAUUCAGAACCAAGUGAGUCAAUGAAUCCCAAACAACUGAAAGGCGUGGAAAGUUCAACGACCGUUGAAAAUAACUUCACUUGGGAACCAAUUUUACGACCUAAAAUGCCGGGUCAUACGGGUUAUAUAACUUUCGCUACAUGGAUACCCAAUACACAAUGUAAUGUUUCGAGCACAGAGUGUACAGAAUUAAUGCAAUCUAUAGACGAAUAAGAUUUCUUAAUACUUGAUUACGUCAAAAUAAAGAUAAGAUUAUUAUUUUAAA